This is a messenger RNA of Sarcophilus harrisii (Tasmanian devil), 3048 nucleotides long. RefSeq names its product KIAA0040 ortholog. Lineage: Eukaryota; Metazoa; Chordata; Mammalia; Dasyuromorphia; Dasyuridae. The record is from RefSeq and is a predicted model, not a curated record. The coding region runs from base 975 to 1268 and encodes 97 amino acids. The transcript has 8 exons.
AUUGCAGCUCCAAAUUCUAGAACCAUAUCCGCUGCUUGAAGAUGAGGAGAAAAUUAUGACCUCCCAAAGCAACCCAUUAUAUUUUUGGAUUAUUCCAACUGUUACCAAGUUUUCCCAUUAAGACUGUCUUGCUGACCAGAAAACUCCUGGAUUCUUUGAGAUUCUUUCAUUCUCCGGGAAAGAUAAAGAGGUCUUGCUCACAUUAACUCUCAUGUCUGAAUGACCAGCCCACCCUCAUGAUCAUCUGUUGACUUCACCUCCUUCCAAUCAGAUCCCAUCUCCUCUAUAAUGCUUUUCCCAACUUCCUCAAGUAUGAAAAUGAUCUCCAAAUGACUUUGACAGCUGUGUGAAGAUGAUUAAAACUUUUCGACUUGGAAGAGGAUAAAGAGAGGAAGAAAAAGAAAAGAAAAGAAAGGAAUCCCAGCACUUCCUUCCAAAACUAUGAGCAGCGGUGACGCAGCUGGGUUUGAGACCUCCUGAAACCUCCGAGGGAACCUAAGAAAGGCGUCCCGCGCGGACUUGGAGUUACCAUCCCCCAUAUUGAAUUGCUAACCAAGAUUAUAGAAGGUGGGCACUAGAUCAUCGCCAAGGUCCCUUUCAGAGUUGACAUUCUAAACUUCUAUGGGAAGGCGCAGGUUUUUUUUCUUCCCUGGCUGCCUCUACCCCUCCUUAUCCUGACCCAGAGUCCUCUCUGCUAUCUGGCUGCUGGACCUCUGAGAAAUAGAAGUCAUCGGAGGAGUCUGGUGGCUUAGAUUAAAAUGUCCAGUUUCAUUCAUGACCCACCCAUUUCAAAAUGAAAACUACGGAGUGAAAGGUGCUAUCCUGCUGAGAUUUCUGGAUCUUUUUCAUCAUUCAUAAAGACAAGAUACAAAGGAAGGACCAUACAUCAGAGACAGACAGACAUUCAGACAGACAGACUCAGUGAAAAGCUGGUGAGCAGAAAGAUUUACUCCACUCUGUUCUAAUCAACUCCCAUGGAGAAAAUCAGCUCUUUCUUCAGCAACCUCUGGAGCCUCAUCUAUACCAAACAUGAGCAGGGCAUCUUUAACACCAUAUGUCUGGGAAUACUCCUGGGCCUCCCUGUCCUGGUCCUUUUAGCCCUCCUUUUCGUAUGCUGUCAUUGCUGCUGGAGUAGGUCAGGCAAGAACAGUGGGCAGUCAGAAAGGAACAAGAAGAAGAAGAAGAAAAAGAAGGGUGAAGAGGAUUUAUGGAUCUCAGCCCAACCGAAGCUUCUUCAACUGGAGAAGAGGCCAUCAUUACCCGUCUAGCAGGAGGAAGGAAGCAAAGGCAUCCUCCUCCUGAGACUUGGGAUCUUAGAUCCAGCCACCACUGUUCAGGGAAGAAAAAAAUCCAUGAAUGGCUACUCUAGGUCCUCAGAGUGACUUCUAAACUAAGAAACGCCAAAGCUAGCAAAGAAAAUAGCCCUGAGACCCAUCGUGACUAGUAGGACUAUAUGUAUACAUGCAAGGGGUAUUUUAGUCAAUUUGACUUAGCCACUGUGGAUGCUCAAGAGAUGAGCAAUAUUUAAUAAUACCCAUUGCAAUAGGUGCAUGCACAUGCUUAUGCCUACAUUAAAAAAGGCAGAUAGCCAUACUUGGGUAGGUAUAGCUGUAGUCAAGGGCACAAAUGCACUGUUAUACACAAACUUUGGGGAAGUUUGUGAAUAUACCAAAAAAGAAGAUAAGGAAAAAAACGUGCUUGAACACACACACACACACACACACACACACAAAACCAGGUACAUAGUCAAGGGAACAAGCACAGCACAUACUUAUAUUCACCAGUUCACACCUGUAUAGUCUCUUGUCUGUGCAUGUGUACAAACAUUCUUUAAAUGGCAGGAAUGCUUUGCUGACCACUAUCUCCAUUGCUCAAAUUUCUAGAUAUAGGUCAACUUGUAAUUAACAUAGGUCAAAUCAGUUGUGGGGUGGGGAGGAUUUUUAGGUCUUUCCAUCCCUGUAGGGACAGUUAACCUUUCACCUGGAAGUGCCUAGAACAUUUUUAUUGGGUAGUCCAAGGCCCUUGGGUUUCUGAGAUAUUACACAAAUAUUGAUUCACAUUUACAUGCCAUGUCCCAGGGUUCUUGACCCUCACACUGGGUUAACAGCUAAUGUUGCUAACAGGAUGGAUCAAGUGGCAUUUCUGCUCUCCUUACCUAAGAUACAAGUGUUAUACUUCCAAACGCCAUUUAGUGUUUAGUUCUCACCCUCAGGGCUACACAGCUGAGAGCCCUCCUCCUAGCAACAGCUAAGCGAGCUGCCUAAAAAGACCAGGGGGAUGUUAAUAGCCAGGAAACUGUGGCAAACUAGUGGCUAGGUUGAGUGUACUCUUGUCCUGUCAUGUACACGUGUAGUCAUAGUUGUUCAAGUGAAGAUGUAAAACAGAUGUGAAAAUGAGGAGUAUGUUAUACAAGGUAAAAAGAAGCCAAGGAGGCAAUGCUGGGAUUUGCACGUUGAAUCCAGUGACCAUUGAGUUGGUGGGAGACAGUUGGGUGAGUGUAUGAUUUGUUGGAAGUAGGAGGCAAAGGCUUUUGUAAAAGAAUGAAAAUGGUGGCACUGAAGAAAAGCAAUGAAAGCCAGUGGAUGAGCCCCAGGUGCAUUUUUUAAAGGUCCACACUGCCAAAGGAACAAUAAUUCUGCCACUAUUGUAGAAAACCUCAAAAUGAAACCCUGAAAGCUUUUUUUCUUGCUUAUCCCAAGACCCAACAUUAAACUUUACUUAUUGCCAAUUAUGGCAAUGUUGAUGACUAUUACAAGGGUGAAAUCUUAACAAAACACCAUCUCAAAACAAAGUUUCUACCCACAUAAGUGAAUAUUCCAAUUUCUCUAAUGGAAGAAGUAUAUUGAAUUUGGAUAAUAAGGUACAAGAAAGAAACAAGUGAAUGUAAUAUAUGUUCGCAAAGUUGGUCACAUACCCAUAAUAAGCAAAAAGUCAAGAUAUAUUCUCAGUUUAUCCAAGGCCAAAGAACUUUGGGAGGUGGGCCAUGUUCCUUAUGGAAUAUGCAAAGAACAGGCCAUCCCAGUUAAUAAAGGAGUGUGUUUCAAAAAA